UGAGGUGCAAACUCGUUUUAUAUGGUGGAGAGUGGAUCAACAAGCACUAGAGUCGACUGCUUUUCCUAAUGGCAACUCCGGUGAAAGUGCACGGCCCCCCAUUGUCCACCGCAGUAUCUAGAGUCCUUGCUUGUCUCAUCGAGAAAGAUGUUCCAUUCCAACAUGUCCCCGUUAACAUGGCCAAAGGCGAGCACAAAAGCCCCGAUUUUCUCAAGAUUCAGCCCUUUGGUCAAGUGCCGGCUUUCCAAGAUGAAGCCAUAUCCCUUUUCGAGUCGAGGGCAAUUUGCAGGUACGUAUGUGAAAAGUAUGCAGAGAAUGGGAACAAAUGGCUGUACGGAACCAACCCAUUGGCGAAAGCUUCUAUAGAUCAAUGGGUGGAGGCCGAAGGGCAGAGCUUUAACCCGCCAAGCUCAGUUCUGGUGUUCCAACUAGCGUUUGCACCACGUAUGAACCUUAAGCAAGACCAAUCCCUGAUCAGCCAAAAUGAGGCUAAGCUGGAAAAAGUGCUGGAGGUUUACGAGAAGAGGCUGGGAGAAAGUCGGUUUUUGGCGGGCGAUGACUUCUCUUUAGCCGAUCUUUCGCACUUGCCCAACGCUCAUUAUCUGGCGAAUGUUGCUGAUAGGGGAGAGAUGUUCACUUCCAAGAAGAAUGUGGGGAGGUGGUGGGGUGAGAUUUCGAGCCGUGAUUCUUGGAAGAAGGUUGUUGAGAUGCAGAAGCAGAGCACUUAGAGCCAUGGGUUUUUCCUUACACUGUUGCCUUACUGAAUUUCAAUUAAGACUAGUAGAGGAACUUGCUAUAUUUGGAUCUUUUAAUUUUACUCUUGGAUUUCCCUGGUGUUCUUGUCCAAUCAAAUCCUGUCAGUUGGUUUUGAGAAUAAAAGAUAUGAUUAAUGAUAUCCUUUACCAGA
Molecule: messenger RNA, 907 nt
Organism: Hibiscus syriacus
Lineage: Eukaryota; Viridiplantae; Streptophyta; Magnoliopsida; Malvales; Malvaceae
Product: glutathione S-transferase PARB-like
Exons: 3
Coding region: 69-728 (219 amino acids)
Cellular component (GO): cytoplasm
Molecular function (GO): glutathione binding; glutathione transferase activity
Source: RefSeq, a predicted model, not a curated record